Messenger RNA from Erythranthe guttata (spotted monkey flower), 2907 nucleotides. RefSeq names its product DNA mismatch repair protein MutS, type 2. The record is from RefSeq and is a predicted model, not a curated record. Gene Ontology annotation, molecular function: ATP hydrolysis activity; ATP binding; ATP-dependent DNA damage sensor activity. Gene Ontology annotation, biological process: mismatch repair; negative regulation of DNA recombination. NCBI's taxonomy places the organism in Eukaryota, Viridiplantae, Streptophyta, Magnoliopsida, Lamiales, Phrymaceae.
UCCACGUGGAUUGUAAGAUCAAUUUUCCCACGCCAUUCCUUUGUGUUUUUCUUUUCGGAUAGGGAGAGAAAUUUUUCAAAUCUUGCCGGCUGUCCUUCCAUGAAACUCGGCCACAACUUCCUUUUCUCGCCGCACCGGAAAUUCUUCCCUACCACCACCACCACUUCCUACGUUUCCCUAUCCGGUCAGCCGGAGACCGAGCGAGUCAAACUUGCCGAGUCGCUCCAACUCGAGACGCUCAAAAUCCUCGAAUGGCCGUCCGUUUGCACCCAGCUCUCCGCCUUCACCUCCACAUCCAUGGGCCUCAAAGCGGCACAGUCCGCGAGUAUUCCACUUGGACGAAGCCCGAGUGAGAGCCGGCGUCUCCUGGCCCAGACCUCCGCCGCCGUGGCAAUCCCUCGGCCGUUGGAUUUUUCCGGGAUCGAAGAUGUUUCUCCGAUUGUUGACGAAUCCGUUGCCGGUCGGAUGCUCUCGAUCGCCGAGCUUUGCUCUGUUCGUAGGACGCUAAGAUCGGCUAGAUCAUUGUUCGAACAGUUGCAGGAGAUUUCAUCUCACAACAAUUCGAGGUGCUCUCCGCUGCUUGAAAUUCUUCAAAAGUGCGAUUUUCUAGUGGAACUGGAGAAGAAGAUAGAAUUUUGUGUGGACUGUAGUUUUUCAAAUGUCCGCGACCAAGCUAGUGAAGAACUGGAAAUAAUUAGGUCAGAAAGGAAAUCAAACAUGGAAAAUCUGGAGUUGCUGCUCAAGCAGAUAUCUGCUCGAAUUUUUCAGGCCGGUGGAAUCGACAGACCUCUUGUUACGAAACGACGGUCAAGGAUGUGUGUUGGCGUCAGAACCAGCCAUAGAUCUUUGCUUCCUCAUGGAGUAAUAUUAGACUCUAGCAGCUCUGGAGCAACUUACUUUAUGGAACCAAGGGAGGCAGUUGAUUUGAAUAAUAUGGAAGUCAGGCUAUCAAAUGCUGAAAAAAUGGAGGAGGAAAUCAUUUUAAGUUUGCUCAGUGCUGAAAUUGCGGAAUCGAGUAGACAGAUCAAUUAUUUGUUAGAUCGGGUACUGGAACUAGAUCUUGUUUUCACAAAAGCUGCUCAUGCUAGGUGGAUCGACGGGGUCUGUCCAAAUUUCACUUCUGAAAGUUUUCAGAAUUCUGAGCCUAACUCGUUGUUAGUAGAUAUAGACGGCAUGCAACAUCCUUUGCUUCUCGAGUCGUCACUUAGAAAUCCUUCUGGUCUUUCGGAUCAGGAAAUUGACAUCAGAAUACCCUCCAGAGAGGCUGGUGCUUUAAGUUUUCCUGUGCCGGUUGACAUGAAAAUUGGAAAUGGAGUAAAAGUGGUUGUGAUCUCAGGACCAAAUACAGGAGGUAAAACUGCUUCCAUGAAAACUCUAGGGUUGGCUUCUGUAAUGUCGAAAGCUGGAAUGUACCUCCCUGCACGGAACCAUCCACAAGUUCCUUGGUUUGAUCUUGUUCUUGCAGAUAUUGGCGAUCAGCAGUCUCUAGAACAAAGUCUUUCGACUUUUAGUGGCCACAUAUCUCGGAUUUGUAAAAUCCUGAAAGUGGCGUCUGAAAGAUCUCUCGUCCUUCUUGACGAAAUUGGAUGCGGGACUGAUCCUUCAGAGGGCGUGGCUCUAUCAGCCAGCAUAUUGCAAUAUCUGAAAGACAGAGUAAGUUUGGCUGUUGUGACAACGCAUUAUGCAGAUUUAACUCGUUUAAAAGAAAACGAUGCACGGUUUGAAAAUGCAGCAAUGGAGUUUUCCCUGGAGAGUCUACAGCCUACAUAUCAGAUUCUUUGGGGAAGCAUGGGCGAAUCAAAUGCAUUGAAUAUCGCCAAGACGAUUGGUUUUGAUGAAAAAAUAAUCGAGCAGGCAAAAUCUUGGGUAAAAAAGUUAACGCCGGAAAAAAUGCAGAAGCUUAAUAGUCUGCUGUAUCAGUCUCUAGCUGAAGAGAGAAAUAAACUAAAGACUCAGGCAGAAAGAGCUAUCUCUCUUCAUUCAGACAUAUUGAAACUUUAUUAUGAGAUUCGUGACGAGGCAGAUGACCUUGAUAAGCGUGAGGCAGAUCUCAAGGCAAAGGAAACACAACAUUCUCAACAGGAAUUAGAGGUUGUGAAGGCCGAGAUUGAUACUAUAUUACACGAGUUCGAGGAGCAACUGACAAGCGCCGACCCCAUAGAGUUCAACAUGAUUUUGAAGAAAGCAGAAUCUGCUAUAGGAUCCAUUGUCCAAGCUCAUCAGCCUUCCUUUGAUGUUCCUGUUGAUAUAACCGCUAGUCGUUUACGUAUACCACAAAUUGGAGAGAAAGUCAAUAUAAAGGGUUUAGGAAAUAGGUUGGCAACUGUUGUUGAAGCACCGUCGGAUGAUAACACGGUCCUUGUCCAAUAUGGUAAAAUCAAAGUUCGCUUAGACAUAAACAACAUAGAUUCUCCUGCCGACGGUGGUGAUGCUGUAGCUUCAGCCCUGCGCUCAGUUAGACAGGGCCAGCCGAAGAAGAGACUCAAGAAUCUGAAAAAUCUUUCAGAAACCAUGAAAAACGAGGAAGGUUCUUAUGGCCCUGUAGUACAGACAUCAAAGAACACCGUGGACUUGCGGGGUAUGAGAGUCGAGGAAGCUACUAUGCAUGUCAACAUGGCUAUCAAUGGCAGAGGGGCGAAUUCGGUUCUCUUCAUAAUACACGGAAUGGGCAGUGGAGUUUUGAAGGAGCACGUGCUUGAACUACUCGAUAGACACCCACUCAUCGCAAAGUUUGAACAGGAAAGCCCGAUGAAUUAUGGCUGUACAGUUGCCUACAUCAAGUGAAUUAUUCUUACAAUCAAUCUUACAAGAAAGUGCCAUUUUUCUUCGAAUCUUGAGAUUGACUUCAAAUACUUUUUUAUGUAUAGUAAAUUGUUCAUGCUAUUAUAUCUUCGUCCAUAUUUUCUU